GCGCACGCACGCACACAAACACACACACCGUGGCUAUGAAAGGCUCUAGAGGACAAGUCGCGAUGGAUGUUACUCCCGGUUAAACAAGCAAGAUGAUGAAGUUGCACGAAAAAGCAACAAUCCACUAGUCCGCUGCGCACCUCAGUGCACAACUUUCCGGACGCGCUCCACACAUCCACGCGGCAGUCACAGAAUUGGUAGUGCGCAUGCUCGACGGAACUGCAAAGGAGAGGCAACCAGCCCCCGCCCGGCCCAGCCUCCUCUUUGAAGUCCGGCGGCUCCACUCAGCGCCGGUGAGGUGAACCCGCCCAGUUUUUUGGCUUCCAAGAUGGCCGACGUAGCAACGGUGAUACAUGCGAGGAAAUCCGGGAAGCAGGAGAAUGACAGUUCUUUCAGUACUCCAAAUGCUGAUCAAAAUAUUUGGAACUGGCAGAAGAAAGCUGAACAGAUUAAGAAAGCUGAAUUCAUAAGAGAAGGAGAAAAGCUAAAAACUCAACUUAUGAAUAUUGAAAAGGAUAAAAACAGCCUUCUCUUCAACAAGAAAAGUGACUUUAGAAUGGAGUUCAGCACUCUAGAAGAACUGGAAUACAAACUGACUAAAAACCGGAAAGAAGAAAAAGUUAAAAUCCAGCAACAACUGACAAAAAUUCAUAAUAAUGUUAAGGGCCUUCAGCGGCAACUAAAAGAUGUGAAACCAACUCCAGAAUUUGUUGACAGACUCAAAGAAAUUAUGGAGGAAACUGAAAAUGCAAUAAAUAACUUCAAAGAAGAACAACGAAAAAUCUAUGAGGAGCUUAUAAGACAGGAGAAGACUUCUACUAAUGAACUUAAUGGCUUGGAGAGAAAAAUUGAAAGGUGGACACUAGGCACUUCAGAAACAAAAAAACAUUUCAAUCAAGGCACAGUUCCAGUAGAUAAAGAGAUUCAAAAUCAUCUGUCCAAUGAAAUACUAGAGCUUGAAAGGUUUCUUCAGCAAACAGGAGGAAAAUACGGGGGGUGGUAUGAAUAUGAUCAUCAAAUUUUUCUGAAAUUGUGGACAAAACAUAAAGGAAAACCAUCAUAUAUUGAGGAAGCCCGUGAUUAUUUCCCUGAAAAAACAGAAAAGGAUAUUCAGCAACAUGAGAAAUGGUAUCAAGAAUUUCUAAUUUUAGAAGCAAAAAAAAAAGAGUCUAUUAAAAAGUGGAAAACAAAAAAAACACAAGAAAGAGAAAAAAUCUUAGCCCCAAAAGAGUUCCCAAAAAAAGCACACUCCUCAGAUCUUCAGCGGGAAGCUCAGAAGCAAAAGGCUGAAAAUGAAAGGAAAAAGCAUUUGGAAGACCUUGAAAAAUGGAAAAGACAAAAAGCAAUAGAACAUGCAAUGAAGCAAGCUGCUCGACUCAAAGAAGAAGAAGAGAAGGAGAAGAAAAUGCAGAGAGAACGACAGCGGCAGUUCCAGAUGAAGUUGCUACUGGAAGAGUAUAGUAGAAAGAAAAAGGAACAGGAAGAACUUGUGAGGCUUGAAAAAAAGACAAUAGAAGAAGCUGAAAGGGAAGAGAGGAAACGAACUGCUGCAGAAGAAAUUCUGAAGUUUCAAGAGCGAGAUCUGCAUAAACUUGAGCUUCAGAUUCUAGAAAAACAGAUGAAGGAAGCAGAAAAGACUGAAAAGGAAAAAAGACUGUCCAAGUUGAGAGAGAAGGUUGAAAUUAAUGUACCUCGAGACCCAUGUAGGCUGUACAAACCUACAAAAGUUUGGGAGGAACGGACAAAAGAGAUUGGACCCAUGGGUGCAGAGCCACUUAUGCAUAUUCCACACAGGGCUGUCCCAACCUGGCGACAAGGGCUAUAGCUGGAUGUCUACUCACAGUUCGACUGAAAAAUGCAUACAUGUAUGUGUAAAGUAUCUUAUUGCAUUACUUUGUUGAUUUCAUUACAGGACAAAAGGAUUUCAUUUUGUAUUUAUGAUGAAGUUAUAUAAAUGGGAAUUGUAUGUUAAGCUAAACAAAAAGAUCAGAAAGCUAAACACAGAAAGAUGCAGAAAGUAGAGGCUGUAUAUAUAAAACCCCAUUUAUUUCUUAGAUCCUUUGCCUACUGCUUUAUGACUAUUAUAAACCAAAGUUAAAAAUGCAGUUCUCACUGAUGGAUAAUAUUUUGCUAAAUAAAGUUUGUUACAUUCUUA
Molecule: messenger RNA, 2155 nt
Organism: Sphaerodactylus townsendi
Lineage: Eukaryota; Metazoa; Chordata; Lepidosauria; Squamata; Sphaerodactylidae
Gene: CCDC112
Product: coiled-coil domain containing 112
Exons: 10
Coding region: 329-1825 (498 amino acids)
Source: RefSeq, a predicted model, not a curated record